AUGGCCGACAACUCCAACCCAGGCAACUUCUCCAACCGCUCUCGCGAAGAAGUCCAACAAAUCGGCAAAAAGGGCGGACAAUCAAGCCACUCCGGCGGUUUCGCCAGUAUGGAUCCUCAGAAGCAGCAUGAUAUUGCUUCCAUGGGCGGAAAAGCAUCUGGCGGAUCAUUCAAGCCCGGUGAUCCCAAGGCUCGUGAAGCUGGUCGGAAAGGCGGCUCCCGAACUGGCGGUGGUCAGGAGGAGGAUCUUGAUUAUCCUGAGGAGUAA
Messenger RNA from Talaromyces stipitatus ATCC 10500, 267 nucleotides. RefSeq names its product conidiation-specific protein (Con-10), putative. The record is from RefSeq and is a predicted model, not a curated record. The coding region runs from base 1 to 267 and encodes 88 amino acids. The transcript is spliced from 2 exons. Lineage: Eukaryota; Fungi; Ascomycota; Eurotiomycetes; Eurotiales; Trichocomaceae.